UGCGCCCGCUGCUUCACUCCAGCCGCCGCCGCCCCGCGUCCGGUUCUCCCCCCUUCUCCCUCUUUGCCGCGGCCGCUGCUCGCCUCGUCCCCCUCGCGCCUCCACCCCCUAGCCUCGCCUUCUCCUCCUCCCGUCCUCUCCUCCGCCGCUCGGUCGCUGUGCCCGUGCUGCUCAACCCCCGCCGCCCCAUCGGCUGCUCCGUCGCCGUUCAUGGCAUCCGGGAGGCACGCGGGCACGCCCCCUCCCGUCAUGCCAUCAAGGGUAGGAGCCAGGCGGAGCGCGCCCCCCUUUCUCUUCCUCCUGUCGCUCGCGCCGCCACCCCUGCCUCCUCCUCUCCCGUCGACCACCUUCCCCGCCCCGCAUAUUCUCCUCUCCGUCGCCGGCUCGCUUCAGCCUCCCCCUCCUCCUCCUCCUCUUGUCCCGCACACAUGUCCCGCACGAGUCGAGGAGGCGAGAUCCAGCCGUGGCGGCCGGGAUCCAGCUCGCUGACGCGAUCCACUGCCGUUCCCGAGCCCGACAACGAAGGAGGUGGGCGGCCAUCCAUCCCCACAUAGUGGUGGACGAAGGAGGUGCACGUACACGGCGAGGUCGACGUGCCUCCCCCCGGAUCCGUGCUGGCCGACGGCGACGGCCGUGCAGCGAGGGAGCCCUUGAUCUCUCCUCAUCAACAGCCUGGAUGUGAUGGCCAUUGCCAGGUUUGAAGGUGGCCGAGGUUGUUGUCAGCGAUUGGUUCCAUGGAUCCAUCUUAUGUGUGGCUCUGUGCAGCCUGCAGGCACCGGGAGGCAUCACAGUCUGUAAGGCAAGCAUCAUGCAAAACGCCUGUACCCGUUCGGCCCGCAGCAAGACUUGGCAUCAUCGUUCUUCUCCAAAGAUUUCGUCCUUACAGAGGCACCAUAUUACUACAUCAUACAAAAACUGACCAACAGUUUUCAUUGUACCAUACAGCUACUUUCUCCCAGUUUGAUCUAACGGAGCAUCUUUGCAGAAAUGCAUCGAGAAUCAAAGUUCAUUGUUUUUUGACCAAUACCUGGCUGAGCGCUCGCCGAGAACUAGAAGUAUGGAAGAGCUUGCUGGCCGGCUACGUGGCGCUCCCGUGCCGUAUUGCCGGAAGAGCUCUAUCUGGAGGAGUACGAGGAGGAGCGGGAUCUGCCGGUGCCGGCCAGGUUCCCGACCAACGGACUCGCCUGGUCGCCGCCCCUCACGCCACACCAGCUACGGGACCCCUUGGGGAUGCGGCCCGUGCGGCGGGGACGUCUGCGGCGGCGCGGGCUGGGGACAAUUACUCUAUAAUACAAUGCUCUUACUGCAAAAGAAAUACCCGUCUUAUUUUUACAUUUCUUGUUUUUAUUCAUGUGCAUCAAUCUUCUCUUUUAUCCGCAUCAGGUUGCUAACAGAGUUAAGCAUAUGAGAUAUCCAGCAGAAAAGACAACUAAAGGGUGGAUUUAUUUAAUUUGUUUUGUAUACACAAAGGUGAGUACAAAUGUUGUUGCUACUAUACCCUUUCCCACUAUUAUAUCCAUUUUUCAACGCUCAAGUAUGUGUAUAUGCUUGGUUUGUAAAACUUUUUGCGAUAAAGCAUGUUUAUUUGUAUGGCUUGCGAUGCUUUGUUAGAAAGAAGAUCAGACAUGUGCUGGCCAUCAACAUGUUUUAGCGUUUUAGGUAUAUUAUAUGAGUAUCUACAAAAUGUUUGAUGUUUUAUGAGGAUCCAGAAAAGUAAUGUGGUCUAUGUUACGGACCUACUACUGUGAAUGAUCAUACGGAUUAUGUUGGUUUUGGUUCCUAUGUGCAUAUGUUUUUCUAUCUGUCUUUGGUCAGUUGGUUUUUAUCCAUUGUAUGAAUAUUUUGUGUCUUUAUGGUGAAAAAGCCUAACAGCAACUUUUAGACUUAUGCUUAUAUUCAAUAGCUUAUCAAUUUCUUCUGAUCUGAAUACUCACCAGACUU
This is a messenger RNA of Triticum aestivum (bread wheat), 1941 nucleotides long. RefSeq lists its product as uncharacterized. The record is from RefSeq and is a predicted model, not a curated record. Lineage: Eukaryota; Viridiplantae; Streptophyta; Magnoliopsida; Poales; Poaceae. The transcript is spliced from 6 exons. Bases 735 to 1391 code for a protein of 218 amino acids.